Messenger RNA from Malania oleifera, 3146 nucleotides. RefSeq lists its product as uncharacterized. The coding region runs from base 142 to 2994 and encodes 950 amino acids. NCBI's taxonomy places the organism in Eukaryota, Viridiplantae, Streptophyta, Magnoliopsida, Santalales, Ximeniaceae. The transcript has 12 exons. The record is from RefSeq and is a predicted model, not a curated record.
AACCAGCCUUCGUCCACCGUUCGACCUCCCUGCGAUUUCUGGUUAUUCUCUUUCUCCCAUUCUCACCGCCGGCUGACCAGUCGGCCUGUCGCCGGAAAACGUUACCAGUGUCCCCUAUCUGGCCUUCGUAGCAAGAAAAAGAUGGGCAGUCAAACUCCAUCAAGCAGUGAUCGCUCAAGGACAUAUUGGACACCAACAAUGGAACGCUUUUUUAUUGAUCUUUUGUUAGAUCAUAUGCAUAGGGGUAAUAGAAGUGGUCAUACAUUUAACAAGCAAGCAUGGGCAGACAUGCUUACGGUGUUCAAUGCCCAAUUCAGAUCUCAAUAUGAUAAAGAUGCCUUGAAAAGUCGGUUCACAACUUUGUGGAAGCAAUUCAAUGAUAUAAAAAAUAUUCUUGAUCAGAGUGGUUUUUCUUGGGAUGAUACUCAACAAAUGGUAGUCGCUGAUGAUAAUGCCUGGGAUGCUUAUGUCAAGGCUCACCCAGAUGCACGAUCAUAUAGAAACAAAGUUCUGAUGAAUUUUAAUGAUUUGUACUUAAUAUAUGCUUAUACAACAGCUGAUGGAAGAUACAGCCGAUCGAGUCAUGAUAUAGACUUUGAUGAUGACUUCCAAGGAAUGAAUUUUGGUGAUGGGAUGGUUAUUGUUGCCAUUGCAAGUAAUGGGCAUUCAAAAACAGAUUGGACACCAUCCAUGGACCAAUAUUUUGUUGACCUUAUGCUGGGCCAGCUAGAGAAAGGCAAUAUGUCCAAUAAUACAUUUAAGAAGCAAGCAUGGACAGAUAUGGUAGCUUUAUUCAAUGCCAGAUUUUGUUCUCAAUAUAGCAAAAGGGAUUUAAGACAUCAACAUAAAAAACUGUUGAAGUAUUAUAAUGAUGUAAGAUCUCUACUUAAAGAAGAUGGUUUUUCUUGGGAUAUGAAACAACAAAUGAUAGCAGCCAAGGAUGAUACUUGGGAUAGUUAUACCAAGGCACACCCACAUGCGAGAGCAUAUAGAAAGAAGACUCUGCUAAAUUUUCAGAACUUGGACUUUAUAUAUGGAAGUGCAGUCUCUAAAGGAAUUCAUGGUUUUUCCCACCAAGAUAAAGACCUUGAAGAAGACAUAUCACAAAUCAAUGGUGAAGGCAUGGAGGUUCAAGUUCCAUCUUGUAGUGAGCAUGCAGUGGCAUAUUGGACACCAUCUAUGGACCAUUAUUUCAUUGACUUGUUACUAGACCAGGUGCUUAGAGGGAAUAGAAUUGGGCAUGCAUUCAUAACUCAGGCUUGGAUUGAAAUGGUCGCAUCGUUCAAUGCAAAAUUUGGAUCUCAUCAUGGCAAAGAUGUCUUGAAGAAUCGUUAUAAACAGUUGAAGAGGCAAUAUAAUGAUGUAAAGGUUCUUGUUGAACAGAGGGGGAUUUCGUGGGAUGAAACACAAGAAAUGGAAGAUCAUGUUUGGAAUUAUUCUACCAAGGUAUAUUCUGAUGCUGAAACAUACCAAAAUGAGAUACUGCCAAGCUAUGAUAAGUUAUGUGUUAUAUAUGGCCCUGAAAGUUCUGGCAAAAGAUACAGCCAAUUAGUUCGCAAUAAUUGUUCUGGGGAGAACACUCAGUGCCAUGCAAAGAAUAAUUGUUCAAAGACCAACUGGACUCCUUCAAUGGAUCGCUAUCUUAUAGACCUCAUGCUGGUGCAAGUGCAAUUGGGAAAUAAGAUUGAUCACAAUUUGAACAAUCAGGCAUGGUUACACAUGAUCACAUCAUUCAAUGAAAGGUUUGGAUCACAACAUGACAAAUAUAUUUUGAGGAGUCGCUUUGAGAGUUUCAGGAGGCUAUACCAUGCUAUGAAGAAUCUACUUGACCAUAGUGGCUUUUCCUGGGACGAAAUGCAGCAAAUGAUCACAGCGAAUGAUAAUCUUUGGGAUUCUUACAUCAUGGAAAACCCAGAUGCGAAAUCAUUCAGAACUGAAAAAAUGCCAAACUAUAAUGACUUGUGUUUGAUCUAUGGAAAUUUUUCUUCAAAUGGAAGAUGCAGGCAGUCAUAUCAAGAUAUGGCUUUCAAUAGCAGUGGGAGGGACAUCAAAGCUCCUAACAGUAAUGGUGGAUUGAUGACUGAUUGGACACCACCGAUGGACCGAUAUUUCAUUGAUAUAAUGCUAGAGGAGGUUCGCAGAGGGGCUAUAGUUAAUGGUAAAGUAAAUAAACAAGCAUGGGGCAACAUGGUUGCGAAGUUUAAUAAGCAAUUUGGGCCCCAGCAUGACAGUGGCGUUUUAAAAAUUCGUUUUAAUAACUUGAGGAAUUGUUUCAAUGAUAUGAAAAUUCUUCUCGACAAGAGUGGAUUUGUAUGGGAUGAAAUGCUGCAGAUGGUUACAGCCAAUGAUGAUGUCUGGGAUGCUUACAUUAAGGAGAACCAUGAUGCACAGGCAUACAGAAAUGUAACUCUACCAAGCUAUAAUGAUUUGUUCUUGAUAUAUGGAAAUGUAAUUAUGAGUGGAAGUGUUGAUCAUUCAAUCCAUUGUCGAGAUGCUGUCAACUAUGACAUGGGGGCAAACAUUGAAGAAGGAAAUUGUCAAUCUCCUACUGUUGAUACUUUUAGUGCUUGUGUUGACCCAAAAAUGGGGAUUGACAAUUGCUUCCCAGGAUUUGAGAUGGAUGGAAUAUUAAGAGAUGUACAAUCCCAGGCUGGGGACAGUGAAACAUCCAGAAAAAGGCAGCAAUCUGCAAAUCCACCAAUCUUGACGUAUUCCAGGAAAGCCCGGAAAAUAAGCAAAGAGGGAACACACCAUGUGCUUGGUGAGAUGGCCAAUGCAAUCUCAACUUUCUUCUGUGGUGAGGAGGACAAGAACGGCAGUUCGAUAGAGAGCAUUGUUGAUGCACUUCAGGCUAUUCCGGACAUGGAUGAUGAGCUCUUCUUGGAUGCUUGUAAACUCUUGGAAGAUGAGAACAAGGCCAAGACUUUUGUGUCAUUGGAUGUUGCACCACGAAAGAGAUGGUUACUGCAAAAUCUCCUAGCAAAGCAUCCUUAGAUUUUACAUUACUAGGUAGAUACUACUUGAAAAUUUUACUUCAUGUAAAUUAUGUAUUAUAUAAAUGUGAAGGCAGAUAUGUGAAUAGAAUAUCAUGGUCAAAAUAUAGUUAUCUCUGAAUUUUAGUAAAUGUUCGUAUCCAUUUUCAAAAA